UUUGCCUGGGUUUCCUCUUGUUGCACUUCAGCCUUUUCUCGAUUCUUUGCUGCCUGUUGCAUGUUCAAUUUAUUCACUACGGUGAUUCUGCCUGGAUUGCACACUGACCUUCUUGGAACUGUUUCACCUCCCUGUGGUUGCGUGGAUUAGGAAAACGACAACAUGACUUCAGUGACUGGCACAUUCAGGAUUGUUUCCGAGGAGGAGCAAGCCUUGCGUUCCAAACUUGAGAGGCUGACCACCAAGGACCAUGGCCGUGUCUUUGGGAAGUGUGAGAAAAUCCCUGCCUAUACCUUGCAAAAGGCCAAGGACGAACUGAACGAGACCCUGGAGAAGCGGGAGUUGGCUGUGAAAGAGCUGCGGGAACUGGUGCAGGAGAAAGCCAAAGGAGGAGAGGACAUCUGCAAGGUGGUGGUUGAGAAAGUGAAAGGAAAGGAUGAUGCUUUCUUCCUGCGUUUCAUCCGAGCCCGCAAAUUUGACAUCAGCAGGGCUUACGAUCUGAUUAAAGGUUAUGUCAACUUCCGCCAGCAGUAUCCAGAGCUCUUCGAAAACCUGACUCCUGAGGCUGUGCGCAGCACCAUUGAGGCUGGCUACCCAGGCAUCUUGACCAGCAGGGACAAGUAUGGACGGGUGGUGCUGCUGUUCAAAAUCGAGAACUGGGAUUACGAGGAGAUCACCUUUGAUGAGAUUCUUCGCGCCUAUUGUGUGAUCCUAGAGAAGCUGCUAGAGAACGAGGAGACGCAAAUCAAUGGCUUCUGCAUCAUUGAGAACUUUAACGGGUUCACCAUGCAGCAGGCCUCUGGUAUUAAACCAUCCGAACUGAAGAAAAUGGUGGACAUGCUGCAGGAUUCUUUCCCAGCUCGGUUCAAGGCCGUCCACUUCAUCCACCAGCCGUGGUACUUCACCACAACCUACAACGUGGUGAAACCGUUCCUGAAAAACAAACUGCUGGAAAGGGUGUUUGUGCAUGGCGACGAACUCGACACUUUCUACCGAGAGAUCGAUGCCGAUAUCCUGCCAGCAGAUUUUGGGGGCAAUCUGCCCAAAUACGACGGCAAAGUCAUCGCGGAGCUGCUUUUUGGGACCCGACCUGAUGCUGAAGACACAGCUCUUUAAAUAGCAGCAUCUUGGCAUAGAAGAUAGGGCGCAGAGGUGUCCCCCAGCCAUCCUGUUAAACGUAGCAUUGGUUGAAAGAUCUGUUGUGGCCAUAAAAUCUGGGUGUACAUUGCUUUGCCACUCUCUCUCAUUCUUUGUCACCAGAUGGCAGUAGAGCAAUGAAAAGUCCCCUGCCAUUUCUCUCAAGAAUAAUCCUUUUUCCUUUUAUUACCUCCACCCACCCAGAAAAACAAGCAAGCAGAAUGAAAGAGAGGGGGAAGGAAGGAGAAAGAGAUGGUCUGUGGUGGGGACAUUCUAGAUGAGUCAGUAAGAGCUUUGUUGACCAAGCACCCAGGUAGUCAAGUAGUAGAGAUGUGCCUUCAUAGAUUUACUGGCUUGCCCUAUAAUGGUGGGGAGGAAGUGUGCACCCACACAUAGCUAUGUAUUUUAGAGCCCAGGUGUUGCUGGAUUUGGGGGCAAGUGGCUAAGGAAAGAGGAAACAGACAAAGCUGUUACACAGGCAGUGCAAAUGGCACAGCCACAGUCCAUUACUGCAGCAGCACACAAGCCAAGGACUGUUUUCAAUACAGAAUUAAAAAAAAACAACAGCAGCAAGGGUAUUUUUCUUCAUUUGUGAGUCACAAAAAGCAACAUUCACCGAGAAGCCCGGUUGUGCAGCCUGCGAUAAUUACGGUUGAAUUUUUUGCAGU
Molecule: messenger RNA, 1805 nt
Organism: Zootoca vivipara (common lizard)
Lineage: Eukaryota; Metazoa; Chordata; Lepidosauria; Squamata; Lacertidae
Gene: RLBP1
Product: retinaldehyde binding protein 1
Cellular component (GO): membrane
Molecular function (GO): phosphatidylinositol bisphosphate binding
Source: RefSeq, a predicted model, not a curated record